AUGUCUCUUGCUCGCUGUGGGCGCCUUGCUCGCCUCUCACUUGGGAGUGUUCGCCCCGUCUCUCGCGCCGUCCCUAGAUGCAUCCCUCUCGUGCGGGGAGUAUCAUCAUUCAACCGUGAUGCCCAGCAAAAGCUUCUCUCGUCCUCCCUGAAGGAAUCGGACCCCACUGUCUUCAACAUUCUGGAGAAUGAAAAAACCCGCCAGAAGAACUUCAUUAACCUCAUCCCCUCCGAAAACUUCACAUCGCAAGCUGUUCUUGAUGCACUUGGCAGUGUUAUGCAGAACAAGUACUCCGAGGGAUACCCCGGUGCUCGAUACUACGGUGGAAACGAGCACAUUGAUGCUUCCGAGCGUCUGUGUCAGCAGCGUGCUCUGGAGACCUUCCGUCUCAACCCGGAAGAGUGGGGUGUGAACGUUCAGCCUUUGUCCGGAUCGCCCGCUAACCUCUACGCCUAUUCCGCUUUGCUCAACACUCAUGACCGCCUCAUGGGCUUGGACUUGCCCCACGGUGGUCACCUGUCCCACGGUUAUCAGACCCCCACCAAGAAGAUUUCCGCCAUCUCGAAAUACUUCGAGACCCUCCCAUACCGCCUGGACGAGUCUACCGGUCUGAUUGACUAUGAUGCAUUGGAGAAACAGGCUUUGUUGUACCGUCCCAAGCUUAUCGUGGCCGGUGCUUCUGCAUACAGCCGUCUCGUCGACUACCCCCGCAUGCGCGCGAUCGCUGAUUCGGUGGGCGCAUACCUGUUGACUGAUAUGGCCCACAUUUCCGGUCUCGUUGCGGCCGACGUGAUGCCUUCUCCCUUCCCUUACUCCGACGUGGUGACUACCACUACCCACAAGUCUCUGCGAGGUCCCCGUGGUGCUAUGAUCUUCUACCGCAAGGGUCUGCGUCGCACCGAUAAGAAGGGAAACAAGGAGAUGUACGACUUGGAGAAUCCUAUCAAUGCUUCCGUCUUCCCCGGACACCAAGGCGGUCCUCACAACCACACUAUCACCGCGCUGGCCGUGGCCCUCAAGCAGGCGCAGUCUACUGAAUUCAAGGAGUACCAGAAGGCCGUGCUUGCCAACUCCCAGGCGUUGGCUGAGCGUCUCGGUGAGUCUACCAGCAAUGGUGGUCUUGGAUAUAACAUCGUAUCCGGUGGUACCGACAACCACCUGAUCCUGGUCGACCUGAAGAACCGUGGUGUGGACGGUGCCCGUGUAGAGCGGGUGCUAGAGCUGUGUGGCGUGGCUAGCAACAAGAACACCGUGCCCGGCGAUAAGUCGGCCCUCAAGCCCGGUGGUCUGCGUAUUGGUACCCCAGCCAUGACCUCUCGUGGCUUCCAGCCCGAGGAUUUCCGCCGGGUCGCCGACAUUGUGGAUCGUGUUGUGACUUUGACACAGAAGUUAGAUAAGGCUGCCCGUGAGCAAGCGCAGACUCGCGGAGCCAAGAACCCCGGCACCCUCAAGGCAUUCUUCGAAUACUUGGGCGAGGGCGAGGAGGUGUCAGAGAUUGUCAUGCUUCGGCAGGAGGUUGAGGAUUGGGUGAGCACAUUCAGCUUGCCUUGGGUCAAGGACCAGUAG
Messenger RNA from Penicillium odoratum, 1566 nucleotides. RefSeq names its product serine hydroxymethyltransferase. Gene Ontology annotation, biological process: tetrahydrofolate interconversion; L-serine catabolic process; folic acid metabolic process. NCBI's taxonomy places the organism in Eukaryota, Fungi, Ascomycota, Eurotiomycetes, Eurotiales, Aspergillaceae. The record is from RefSeq and is a predicted model, not a curated record. Gene Ontology annotation, cellular component: cytoplasm. The transcript has 5 exons. Bases 1 to 1566 code for a protein of 521 amino acids. Gene Ontology annotation, molecular function: pyridoxal phosphate binding; glycine hydroxymethyltransferase activity; cobalt ion binding.